AUGAGUCAAGACCCAUCGCGUCGCACAAGCUUCGGGAUGUUACUUCGACGCAGCAAGUCCGGCGACCUGGGGAAGGGGGGCAGGAAGCACAGAGAACAAGAACAACGCCAGCAGGUGCCAAAGUCCCCUCCCCGCCUACCUGAUAUCUACAAUGGACUUCCAGCUCCCGACCUGCAAUCCUUUGGAGGAGACGGACGUCCCGAUUCCCUAGCCAUUGUCUCGGGCCAGGCACACCAGCCUCGAUAUCAGCCAAAGUACCCUCCUUCAGGACGCGCUUCUAUGGACCCUGGCCGUCCUUCCUUUUCGUCCAUGCCUCCGAUGCCGCCAAUGCCCGCCGAGCCGGUGGUUGACCCCUAUGCUCGUACUGAGAGCAUGACGCACCGUGGAAGAUAUAGCUAUGCCAGUACUGCUGCCACCAGCAUCAACAGCCCGAGGCGAGUCCGCCGGCGCAAGGACCCAACUCCGUUCAAUAUCUUGAUCAUGGGUACUCGCGGUUCUGGCAAGACCUCUUUCCUCGAGUUUUUGAAGCAGGCCUUCGCAUUGCCGGAGAAGAAGCGUUCGCAGCGCGCCAACGAGAUCGGCGAGGAGGUCACCAUGAAAGCCACUGCGUCUGGCAAUUUCAUUCCCCAUUACCUGGAGAGCGACAUUGAUGGUGAACGUGUUGGCCUGACUUUGUGGGACUCGGAGGGCUUUGAAAAGAACAUUGUCGAUCUCCAGCUGCGCGAAAUGUCGGCCUUUUUGGAGAGCAAGUUCGAGGAGACUUUUGCCGAAGAAAUGAAGGUGAUAAGAUCACCAGGCGUACAGGAUACGCACAUUCACGCGGUAUUCCUCAUCCUCGACCCAGCUCGUCUUGAUCGCAACAUAUCCGCUUCCAAGUCCCUGAGCAAAGACCCUUCUCUGUCACCUACCGUGGGCGUCCUUGACGAGGACCUUGAUUUACAGGUGCUGCGCACCCUGCAAGGAAAGACAACAGUCAUCCCCAUCAUCUCCAAAGCCGAUACAAUCACCUCUAAGCACAUGGCCAUCCUGAAGAAGAAUGUAUGGGCAAGUCUCAAAAAGGCAAACUUUGACCCGCUUGAAGCACUCGGCUUGGACGAAGACGACUCGGAUUCUAGCAGAAUCGACGAAGCUGACGAGGAUGCCGAGGAAGAUGCCCCCGAGGACGACCAAGGCUCGCCGGAUGAAGCCGAGCACAGUGAAGAAAGUACUGGCAGCGACGCAUUCCCCAUCCAAGGCCAAACAACACCUGGCCACAAGAGACAACCAAGCUCAGCGUAUAAGAACAAGCAGUCCGCUGAAGAGGACACUAACGAGGUUCCGCUGCUCCCCAUGUCCAUCAUCAGCCCCGAUCUGUAUGAGCCAGAGGUCAUUGGACGCAAGUUCCCGUGGGGAUUCGCCAAUCCAUACGAUGAGGAGCACUGCGACUUUACUAAGCUCAAAGAUGCAGUCUUCAGCGACUGGCGAGGCGACCUCCGAGAGGCCAGCCGGGAGCAGUGGUACGAAGGCUGGAGAACCAGUCGCCUGAAGCACCGAGAGCCAUCCGUUCGACGCCGAUAG
Messenger RNA from Pestalotiopsis fici W106-1, 1557 nucleotides. RefSeq lists its product as uncharacterized. Gene Ontology annotation, molecular function: GTPase activity; GTP binding; molecular adaptor activity. Lineage: Eukaryota; Fungi; Ascomycota; Sordariomycetes; Amphisphaeriales; Sporocadaceae. Gene Ontology annotation, cellular component: septin complex; microtubule cytoskeleton; cell division site. Gene Ontology annotation, biological process: cytoskeleton-dependent cytokinesis. The record is from RefSeq and is a predicted model, not a curated record. The coding region runs from base 1 to 1557 and encodes 518 amino acids. The transcript has 2 exons.